Molecule: messenger RNA, 1092 nt
Organism: Melanaphis sacchari
Lineage: Eukaryota; Metazoa; Arthropoda; Insecta; Hemiptera; Aphididae
Product: zinc finger MYM-type protein 1-like
Exons: 7
Coding region: 1-1092 (363 amino acids)
Source: RefSeq, a predicted model, not a curated record
AUGGACAAAAAAAAAGUAUUUAGUAUUUUUAAUAAACCAAAAAAAGUAUCCAGUACUAGUACAGUUGAUACAGUUGAAAACCAAAAUAAUCCAGACGAUCCUCCAAGUUUUUCAAAAAGCAUGAAACAACCAAACAAAGAAGUUGAUUGUAUGCCAACUGAUCUGGGAGAUUUGCAAUCCGGUCCAAUUCGUCCAAAAUUACAAGUGUAUCCAAAGACCAAGUUUGGGAACCAAAAUAGAGCUUUUUCAGCAGUUUGGUAUGAAUAUUUUGACUGGUUAGAGUACAGUAUUGAAAAGGAUGCAAUUUUCUGUUAUGCUUGCCGCAAUUUUUCUACACACUCUGUUGAAGAUACUUUUGUUCAAAAAGGUUUCAAAAAUUGGAAAAAAAUAAGUGGUUCUACUGGAUCUGGAUCUUCUAAAAGGUCCAAAUCAAAACUUGCAUUGCAUGCUGCUUGUAAACAGCAUCUUAUAAACAGAGAAAAAUGUAACUCUUAUAUUUUGAGCAAAAAAAAUGGUUCAGUGCAUGCCGUGCUAUCAACUGCUCAUUCAGAACAAAUAGAAAAAAAUCGAAAUUAUGUCAAAACUUUAAUUGACUUGAUUCUAUUUUUGGCCCGACAGGGAUUGGCUUACCGUGGGCAUCUAGAGAGUAAAGAUUCUAAUAAUCAAGGAAAUUUUAAGGAAUUGUGUAAUGUUAUGGCCAAAUAUAACCCGACAUUUGCUACUCAGUAUGCAUUGCAACAUACAAAUUAUUCUAGUUGGAAGAUUCAAAAUGAACUGAUAAACUGCUGUUCUAAUACUGUGUUAUUAAAUAUUAUUAGUGAUAUCAAAGACUGCGGAUAUUUUGCUUUAAUGUGUGAUGAGGCAAGGUGUUUUAAAGAAGAACAAUUAGCUUUAUGUGUUAGGUAUUCCAAAAAUCUACACAUUUUUGAAAGGUUUGUUGGAUUUGUAGAUGUGUCAAUAAGUCAAAACGCUGAAGCAUUAUCAUCUGCUAUUUUAUCAUUUCUUGACAAACACAACAUUCUGAAUGUACCCAUCAUAGCACAAAGCUAUGAUGGAGCAAAUGUUAUGUCAGGUGACCACAAUGGAAACUAA